Quercus robur (English oak) is the source of this 2631-nucleotide messenger RNA. RefSeq names its product PHD finger protein At1g33420. The record is from RefSeq and is a predicted model, not a curated record. The transcript has 5 exons. Lineage: Eukaryota; Viridiplantae; Streptophyta; Magnoliopsida; Fagales; Fagaceae. Bases 239 to 2434 code for a protein of 731 amino acids.
CGCCCACCCCGAAGCGAAACGAAGCCCCAAAUUUGAGCAAAAAGGAAGAAGAAGGAACGAAGCCCCAAAUAAUAAAACAAAACAUAAAACAGCCCCACCCACUCAGUCGGACAAAAACACACAGACUCAUACUCAUUCAUCACUUAUUAUUAUUAUUAUAGGACUGUUUAUUGUUAAAAUCUCUCCUCUUUUUGUUGUUGUUGUUGUUGUUGGUGGCAGAUCUGGUAAGUUAGUGACGAUGGUAGUGAACGAGAGGCCGAUGAAGAGGAUGAAGAGGAGGAUCUUUGCCGAUCUCUACGACUUCCAUACCUUCCCCACCACUACCAACACCACCGAGGAGGCCGAGCAGCCCUUCAGAAUAAAGAUGAGAGCUUUUCUGGAGAAACACGCCCACCUCACGCUCUCGCACUCCGCUGCCGUACUUCCCUCUCUCUUUACUUGGCAGCUACUGUUACGAGUUACCUCCCACAGUAUCACUCACACUACUAAUAAUAUGCUCUCCCUCUACGUGGUCGAAGAGGAUGUUACCCGCAUAUCAUCAUCAUCAUCAUCAUCAUCAUCUCGCAAUCGCAGAUCCGUUUACUGUGAUCAUUGCUGUGUCGCUGGAUGGAGUGGACACCCGGUGUGUCGUAAGCGAUACCAUUUGAUAAUACGGGCAGAGAGUGGGUGUGGGUCAUUGGAUGAUGGAUGCCAAGACCAUAACAAGUCCUGUUCAAGCUGCGGAGCUCAACUCCAUCUCUCCGAAUCAAGGUGUAGAAGUUGCAAUUGUGUGAUAACGGCAGAUGAUUUGGAAGAUUGGGCGUACAAUCAAUUUGAAGAUCACACUCAUCUCCUCCAUGCUGUUGUUCACUCCAACGGUUAUGCCCACCUUCUUACCGUCAAUGGUAGAGAAGGCGGCUCCCUUUUUCUUUCCGGACGUCACAUUAUGGACUUCUGGGAUAGGCUCUCUACAUCACUCGCUGUCAGGAAGGUUAGCGUGAUGGAUGUAUCAAAAAAAUAUGGGAUGGAGUAUCGAUUACUUCAUUCAAUCACCAAAGGUCAUUCAUGGUAUGGUGAAUGGGGUUACAAAUUUGGUGCAGGAAGCUAUGCUCUCACGCAGGAAGCUUACCAGAAAGCAGUAGAUACAAUAUCCAGCAUGCCCCUAUCCCCAUUUCUAUUCCAGGGGAGAGGACCCCGAACUCGUGUGCAGGCUGUCAUUGCUUUUUACCAGUCUCUAUCAGACACUGAAUUUGAAACAAUCAAGGAUCUUUUCUCCUUUUUAUUAAGUAUGAUCCAUAAAGCAUGUAAGCCAUUGGUGCCCACUACAUCUAAGAAGCCCGAACUCAGCACCUCUAAUGUCUUGUGUGCAUGGACAAGGAAUGAUGUUGAGUGCGUGCAACAAGCUAUGAUGAAGGUGCUACUUGCAGCAGCUGGUGAAGCCAGCUGGGUGACAAGGCGUGCCCUUAAGGGUGCAAUGUGCAAGACAGCAUCUCGGGAACUUCUUGAUUACAGCCUUAAGCACUUGGGAGGCAAGGUGGCAGCCAAUGGAUUGGUGGUUCGUUCCUGGUACAAUCCCAUUUCCAGUGCAGUGGAAUUCAGGCUUGAGCCUUUGAGUAUUGUCCACGGCAGAUUUGAUUUAAAUUCAAACUACCCAUCAAAAGAGCAAAUUGUUUGUGAUCUCAAGCUUCUUUAUGAUUCACUUCUACACCCUGAAACCAUGGUCAACUUUAGACCACCAGAAAUGCGGGAACAUCUUAUUGACUCUGCAACUAAGCUUCUUGACUGCAAGCAAUUUAUGAAGGACUAUGAGCCUGAUAGAAUGGCAUUAACAAACCCUUUGUCUAUACAACUCUGGUGUUAUGUUGAGUUCUCAGAUAAGCCUAAAGAUGACAUAGCUGUACCCCCAGAGCUAGUUGUCUUGCCCCUGAAUGCCACAGUUGCUGAUCUUAAGAGUGAAGCAACGAAAACCUUUCAAGAGGUAUAUGCCAUGUUUAAAAGGUUUCGGGUGGAGGAAUUGCCGGAGUUUGGAUCUUUAGAUAAUUCAAUUACAAUGAAAUUUUUGGUCGGAUAUGGUGCAUCAAUUCGAGUUCAAGGAAGAUGCCCUGCCAAACAUGGGCUAAGCCGUUUCCGGAUGGAGAGGGGAAUGGAGAGCUGGACAGUUGAUUGCACCUGUGGGGCUAAGGAUGAUGAUGGUGAGAGAAUGUUGGCUUGUGACACAUGUGGUGUUUGGCAGCACACAAGGUGUGCUGGGAUUGAAAGUUUUGAAGAGAUCCCAAAAAAGUUUAUUUGUAUGAGAUGCUUUAAAUUAUACAGCAAAGAAUCUGAAAAGGACUCUGAUUCUAACCUUGAAACUAAAGAUGCUGUGUUACCCAGCACAUCUUGCAGGGACAAAGCAGUAGAAACUAAUGGUCCUGGAGUUGCCUCUAACACGACUUUGACAUUUGGUGUGCGUUGAUUGUAUUUUCUGUAUGGUUCCAUGUAAAUGUAUAGUUUCUUUUUGGUUUAGGAUUGGUGAUAAGGCCUAUAAUGCCUUAUGGGGAGAUUGUCAGAUUACUUGAGGACACUACCCUUUUUUGAGUAUGAGCUCAUGGGCUUUUUGACUGUUUUGUUUCAUAUAUAUAAAAAGCUCAAAGAAAAGAAUAUUCUGUUCUA